CCACGCCCCUUACUUUCACCCCUUUGUGGGGAAUCUCGGGCUCCCACUCACACACACUUCCACACUUGCAGGAGUUUAGAGGAACAAACGUAGAUCGGUCGACCUUUUUUUUUUUUGUUAAAGAAAUAACUUCUUUUCCACGCAUGGAUUUAUGUUGUUCUCUUCUGGGGUUUCGAGGAAGUGCAAUGGUUUGCACUGCCGGGCAUUUUGGAGCGUCCACGGGGAGGCAGAGGCCACACGGACUCCACAGCGCAAAGUUUUAAAAGUGCUUCCCUCGUCAAAGUUGUCGUCUUCACACUCCGAAGAGCCCGAGCCAUCAUGGCGAGGCGGACCAGGCGGAGCACUUUGCUUUUGACGCCGAAUCCGCGCGCUGCUUUUCGGGAUACGCUGCUCGGUCUUCACGGGAGCUUGUCGGCGUGUUUGUGGGGCUUCGCUUUCACGUGCUGGGCUCUUUCGUGUGGAUUUUGUCGGGCGGACACGGAGUUUUCCAUCCUGGAAGAAGCGCAAGUUUUGUCCGAGCAGAUGAAGAAGCUGUCCUCCGAGGAGCUGGGAGUCUUAACCAUGCAGAAGAUUUUCAACUCCUUUGUGUAUACCGAGAAGACAUCAAACGGAGAGACAGAAGUCCAGCAGCUGGCCAAGAAGAUUCGGGAGAAGUUUAAUCGCUACCUAGAUGUGGUGAACAGGAACAAACAGGUGGUGGAAGCCUCAUACACUGCCCACCUUACAUCUCCACUCACUGCAAUACAGGACUGCUGCUCCAUUCCAACAUCUAUGAUGGAGUUUGAUGGAAAUUUCAACGCCAAUGUGUCCAAGACCAUCUGCUGCGACAGACUUUCACCCACUGUCAACAGCCGAGCUUUCAACCCUGGACGAGACCUCAACUCAGUGUUGGCAGACAACCUCAAGUCCAACCCAGGCAUCAAGUGGCAGUACUUCAGCUCCGAGGAGGGCAUUUUCACGGUCUUCCCGGCCCACAAAUUCCAGUGUAAAGGAAGUUACGAACAUCGCAGCAGGCCUGUGUACGUGUCUGCAGUGCGGCCCCAGUCCAAACAUAUUGUUGUGAUGGUGGAUCACGGAGCGUCUGCAACAGAAACUCAACUGCAAAUUGCCAGGGACUCGGCUCUGGUUAUCCUUAAUGCAAUAGAUGAACAUGACAAGAUUUCCAUUCUGUCAGUAGCAGAGAUGGUUCGCUCCUGCUCCCUUGACCAGUGCUACAAGAGUUUGCUCUCUCCGGCCACCAGCGAGACAAAGAGGAAGAUGAGCACCUUCAUCUCCAACAUCAAAGUAUCCGAUAGCACCACGCAGCAUGCAGCAGGCUUCCAAAGGGCUUUCCAACUUCUCCGAAACACCAGCAGCCUCAGCAGGCAAAGCAGCACCACAGACAUGGUUGUCAUCUACCUGUCAUCUGGCAUCACAUCUCGAGAGUCGUCAGAGCAGGAAAAGAAAGCGACGCUCAGUGUGGUCAAAGAGGAGAACCGAUACUUCAACAACUCCGUCAUGAUCCUCACUUAUGCGCUCAUGAAUGAGGGAGUAACCGGUCUGAAGGAGCUGGCCUUCUUGCGUGACCUGGCAGAGCAGAAUUCGGUUAAGUAUGGCGUUGACCGCUUUCCUGCGGCUUCAUCGUUUGGAUCAGCCGGGGCUCCCAUGAUGCCUGUGGUGAAGGGUAGCAUGAUGGUGCUCAACCAGCUCAGUAACCUGGAGACAACGGUGGGCCGCUUCUAUAUCAACCUCCCCAACCGCAUGAUCGACCUCGCCCGCUUCAGUUUGCCCUACGCUGACCCCAUGGGAGAUGGGUUUAUCAUGACUGUGAGUCGACCCUGUUAUUUUGGUAACCUGCUACUGGGCGUGGUCGGAGUGGAUGUGAAUCUGGCCUACAUUUUGGAGGAUGUCACGUACUAUCAAGACUCUUUGGCUUCAUACACCUUUCUCAUUGACAACAAAGGUUACACCUUGAUGCACCCGUCACUAACCCGGCCUUACCUGAUGACCGAGCCUCCUCUUCACACAGAUAUUAUUCACUAUGAGAAUAUUCCGCGAUUCCAUGUUGUGCGACAGAACAUUCUCAACCUCCCAUUGGGCAGUCAGGUUAUUGCUGUUCCAGUUAACUCAUCUUUGUCUUGGCACACAAACCGCCUCCGAGACAACAGCAAAGACGCAUACAACGUCAGCUACGCAUGGAAACUGGUUCAGGACACAUCGUUCAUUCUAUGCAUAGUGUAUGUGCAGCCAGAGAUUCCGGUAAAACAGCUCAAAAACCUGAACACUGCACCCGGCUCCAAGCUCUUGUACCACCGUUUAGACUUGUUGGGUCAGCCCAGCUCUUGCCUGCACUUUAAACAGCUUGCGACCGUUGAGUCCCCCACAGUGAUGCUGGCAGCUGGGAGCUUCUCCUCUCCGUACGAGCACCUCAGCCAGCCAGAAACAAAGCGCAUGGUGGAGCACUACACCGCCUACCUGAGUGAUAACACCAGGCUCAUCGCCAACCCAGGCCUGAAGUCCUCUGUCAGGAAUGAGGUUAUGGCGACCAGUCACGUCACGGAUGAGUGGAUGACACUAAUGGAAAUGAGUAGCCUCAACUGCUACAUUGUGCGGCGUUACAUAGCAACGCCCAGUGGGGUGCUCCGGAUUUACCCUGGAUCAUUGAUGGACAAAGCCUUUGACCCGACUCGUAGACAAUGGUACCAGCAUGCUGUGGCCAACCCUGGCCUCAUCACCUUCACUGGGCCUUACUUGGACGUGGGUGGAGCAGGCUACGUUGUUACAAUCAGCCACACCAUUCAUGCCUCCAGUUCUCAGAUGGCCCCUGGCUAUGCGGUUGCAGUGAUGGGUGUAGACUUUACCCUGCGUUACUUCUAUAAGGUUCUGUUGGACUUGCUUCCUAUCUGCAACCAGGACAAGGGCACCAAGAUCAGGUGCUUCAUAAUGGAGGACAGAGGUUACCUGGUAGCACACCCCACUCUCAUUGACCCCAAAGGCCAUGCCCCUGCAGAGCAGCAGCACAUCACACACAAGGAGCCAUUGGUUGCUAAUGACAUCCUGAACCAUCCCAACUUUGUGAAGAAGAACUUGUGCAACAGCUUCAGCGAUCGCACAGUGCAGCGUUUCUACAAGUUCAACACCAGCAUACUGGGCGACCUAACUAACCUCGUCCACGGCAGCCAUUGCUCUAAGUAUCGUCUGACCAGAAUACCCGGCACCAACGCCUUUGCCGGUAUCGUCAACGAGACGUGUGACUCCCUGGCGUUCUGCGCCUGCAGCACAGUGGACCGCCUUUGUCUCAACUGCCACAGGAUGGAGCAAAAUGAGUGUGAAUGCCCUUGUGAGUGCCCUCUAGAGGUCAAUGAGUGUACCGGCAACCUCACCAGUGCUGAAAACAGAAAUCCAAGCUGUGAGGUACAUCAAGAGCCCAUCAGUUUGAAUGUGAUUGAUCCCAGUCUGCAGGACACACUGCCUCAGUGUAUCAACACCCGUUGCAGCCAAAGAUACACCAGCAGUGACUGUUUUGGCGUUUUGGACUGUGAGUGGUGCAUGGUGGACAGUGAUGGUAAAACCCACCUGGACAAGCCGUACUGUGCCUUGCAGAAGGAGUGCUUCGGGGGCAUUGUUGGUGCAAAGAGCCCAUAUAUGGACAGCAUGGGCAUCCUCGACGAAGAGGCGGUAUCUCUGAACAUGAUCAAGAGUGCCCCUGUGGGUCCAGUUGCUGGGGGUAUUAUGGGAUGCAUCAUGGUGCUGGUACUGGCCGUGUACGCUUACAGGCACCAGAUCCACAGGCGCUCUCACCAGCACAUGUCGCCACUGGCAGCACAGGAAAUGUCGGUGAGAAUGUCCAACCUGGAUAACGACAGAGAUGAGCGGGAUGACGACAGCCACGAGGACAGAGGCAUAAUCAGUAACACUCGGUUUAUUGCUGCGGUGAUCGAGAGGCACACACACACACCAGAGCGGCGGCGAAGGUAUUGGGGAAGAUCUGGCACGGAGAGCGAUCACGGCUACAGCACCAUGAGCCCUCAGGAGGACAGCGAGAACCCACCGGGCAACAACGACCCGCUUUCGGCGGGCGUGGACGUCGGUAACCACGACGACGACCUGGACCUGGACACGCCGCCUCAGACGGCGGCCCUACUCAGCCACAAAUACUACCCCUACCGACACACGCACACGCACCACCACCCGCUGCACACACACCACCUCCAGGCGGCGGUCACCGUGCACAGCGUGGACGCCGAGUGCUGAUCCUUCACGGGGAUAGGACUUGAAAAGAAAAUAGAAAUCUAUAGAAAAUAGGUGCUUAUGGAGACAAGAAACUUGUCUUCAGCCUGACCAAGUGUACAUAAAAUGACUCUCGGAAUGGGGACUCUUUUUUUAAGAGCAACCUUCAGCACAUUUGGAGACGUUCAUCAGCACAACUAAAAACUGUGAAAGGACCAACAGAGCUGGACGCGUCAAGGAGUCGAGCAGAAACAUCCACAGAUUUGCAGGAAUACAAAAAAAACAACUAUUUUUCUACUCCUUAUUUGACGAUUCCUUCAUGAGGGUUCAGUCGAGCCUUAAUCUCCUCCAAAUAUUUUGGUGUUCCUGCAAGUGAGGAGCAAUUCGAUCUAUAACUUUUUUUUUUUUCUAAAGUGUCGCAAAAGUUUCAGGACAGAUGACGUGAGAGGCAUUGCUCAACCGACGUGUCUACGAAGAGAUCCUGCGCUGUUCUGCUCCCCAACUCGCUGGACCUGGUUCUGAAGAAGAGUGGAGUCCGGAGUCUAAUGUUCUGGAACUUUUCUGACGCCUGUGGCCUUUGAGUCUGAACUCAAGUAAUACGGGCGUGGCCUGGAUACUCAUAAGCGGGGUGCUGCUCAGUGACCCCUAGUGGUCUUCUAGGAGAACUGUGCGCGCUUCUUCCUUAGCAACAUUUUGUACAGUCAAAAGUUUAUGAUGGACACUCCGUUUCAUUUAGGAAGAAUGAGAGGGAAAGAUGCUGCUGGUGUUCAAAGGAGACAGCCCCUCUGCGAUUAACCACUCAAAAGUGUGCGUGCGUGCGUGUGUGUGUUGGAACUGGACCAUUUGUGUAUUUCUCCUCAAGAUUGUAUUAUAGUACCGUCACCAAGUACCGUCUCAGAAAAAAGGUUGUUCACCAUAAUGACCCACAUGAUAAUGCAGUACCGUAAUAGGCCCAAAUGUUCGUUUAAAAGAAGGCAAAAGUUUUAUUUAACAAAUACAAACCCCGUUUCCAUAUGAGUUGGGAAAUUGUGUUAGAUGUAAAUAUAAACGGAAUACAAUGAUUUGCAAAUCAUUUUCAACCCAUAUUCAGUUGAAUAUGCUACAAAGACAACAUAUUUGAUGUUCAAACUCAUAAAAAAAUUUUUUUUGCAAAUAAUCAUUAACUUUAGAAUUUGAUGCCAGCAACACGUGACAAAGAAGUUGGGAAAGGUGGCAAUAAAUACUGAUAUAGUUGAGGAAUGCUCAUCAAACACUUAUUUGGAACAUCCCACAGGUGAACAGGCAAAUUGGGAACAGGUGGGUGCCAUGAUUGGGUAUAAAAGUAGAUUCCAUGAAAUGCUCAGUCAUUCACAAACAAGGAUGGGGCGAGGGUCACCACUUUGUCACCAAAUGCGUGAGCAAAUUGUUGAACAGUUUAAGAAAAACCUUUCUCAACCAGCUAUUGCAAGGAAUUUAGGGAUUUCACCAUCUACGG
Molecule: messenger RNA, 5683 nt
Organism: Entelurus aequoreus (snake pipefish)
Lineage: Eukaryota; Metazoa; Chordata; Actinopteri; Syngnathiformes; Syngnathidae
Gene: cachd1
Product: cache domain containing 1
Exons: 27
Coding region: 319-4233 (1304 amino acids)
Cellular component (GO): voltage-gated calcium channel complex
Molecular function (GO): voltage-gated calcium channel activity
Source: RefSeq, a predicted model, not a curated record